GCGCUUCCCUGCUCACGUGACUCCUCUCCGCCAGAUCGCCGCCAUCAUGGACACGAGUCGCGUGCAACCCAUCAAGCUAGCUAGGGUAACCAAAGUGCUGGGCAGGACCGGCUCGCAGGGACAGUGCACGCAGGUGCGCGUGGAAUUUAUGGAUGACACCAGCCGCUCUAUCAUCCGAAACGUCAAAGGCCCUGUUCGAGAGGGUGAUGUGCUCACCCUAUUGGAGUCAGAAAGAGAGGCUCGGAGGUUGCGCUGACCGUGCUGCUGGGUCCUGGAUAUCCAACACUUGGCCCAUGAUGACCUGCAACUAUUAAAUAAAGCAUUUGUAUUGUUUUAA
Messenger RNA from Peromyscus eremicus (cactus mouse), 337 nucleotides. It is a transcript of the gene Rps28, whose product is annotated as ribosomal protein S28. Bases 47 to 256 code for a protein of 69 amino acids. Gene Ontology annotation, biological process: ribosomal small subunit assembly; translation; maturation of SSU-rRNA. Gene Ontology annotation, molecular function: structural constituent of ribosome. The transcript is spliced from 4 exons. Gene Ontology annotation, cellular component: cytosolic small ribosomal subunit; ribosome. NCBI's taxonomy places the organism in Eukaryota, Metazoa, Chordata, Mammalia, Rodentia, Cricetidae. The record is from RefSeq and is a predicted model, not a curated record.